AUGGGGGAGUUUAAUGACAGGAACAUUGCCAAGUAUGCUGCUAGGAUGGGACAGUGCUUCUCAUCUACUUAUGCCACAGUUGAAGUUCCAUCAAGUCAGGCUUAUUGGAAGCUUCCAGAUAUUGUGAAAAAUGGUUAUGAUUUCUCCGAUGGAAUUGGUAUGAUGUCGGCUGAUCUUGCGGCUGAAGUUGCAGAGAAAUUGCAGUUGAAAGUAAAUGCACCCUGUGCUUACCAGAUCAGAUAUGCGGGUUGUAAAGGUGUUGUUGCAUGUUGGCCAGAAAAAAUUGGUCGGUUCCGGCUAUCCAUAAGGCCAAAAAUGAUUAAGUUUGAAUCCAAUCACACGGUCCUUGAGAUUUGUUCAUGGACUCAUUUCCAGCCAGGAUUUUUGAACAGGCAGAUAGUGACAUUACUUUCUGCUUUAAACGUUCAAGAUGAUAUAUUUUGGAGAAUGCAGAACUCCAUGAUUUCCAAACUGAACAAAAUGCUUGAAGACAUGGAUGUUGCUUUUGAUGUCCUUACCGCUUCAUGUGCUGAGCAAGGAAAUACAGCAGCAAUAAUGUUGGGUGCUGGUUUCAAACCUCAAACUGAAUCUCAUCUACAAGGCAUGUUGACUAGUAUAAGAGCUGCACAGCUUGGGGAUCUCAGGGAAAAGGCUAGGAUCUUUGUUCCUUCAGGGAGGUGCUUGAUGGGCUGCUUGGAUGAGUUAGGGGUACUUGAACAAGGCCAGUGCUUUAUUCAAGUGUCAAACCCUUCACUGGAAAAUUGCUUUGCAAAGCAGGGCUCUAGGUUUUCUGAGACAAAGAAAAAAUUGCAAGUAAUUAAGGGCUUUGUGGCAAUAGCAAAAAAUCCCUGUCUUCACCCAGGAGAUGUGCGAAUUCUAGAGGCAGUAGAUGUCCCUGGGCUGGACCAUCUUUUUGAUUGUCUGGUUUUCCCUCAAAAGGGAGAUAGACCGCAUACAAAUGAAGCAUCGGGAAGUGACCUUGAUGGUGAUCGCUACUUCGUGACGUGGGAUGAAAAUCUUAUUCCACCUAGUAAGAGAAGCUGGACGCCAAUGGAUUAUGCAUCCGCAGAAGUUGAGCUAUUGCCUGAUCCAGUCAGUCACUGGCAUAUACAACCAAAGGCAAGGCAGCAUCACCACCCCACCUUGAAAGAACAACGGUGCAUGGAACUUCUUUGCCUGACCUCUGAGAAAUAG
Molecule: messenger RNA, 1194 nt
Organism: Ilex paraguariensis (yerba mate)
Lineage: Eukaryota; Viridiplantae; Streptophyta; Magnoliopsida; Aquifoliales; Aquifoliaceae
Source: the annotation of a GenBank genome assembly